Molecule: messenger RNA, 3292 nt
Organism: Branchiostoma floridae (Florida lancelet)
Lineage: Eukaryota; Metazoa; Chordata; Leptocardii; Amphioxiformes; Branchiostomatidae
Product: sialate O-acetylesterase-like
Exons: 11
Coding region: 709-2457 (582 amino acids)
Biological process (GO): carbohydrate metabolic process
Molecular function (GO): sialate O-acetylesterase activity
Source: RefSeq, a predicted model, not a curated record
UUGACAGGAAGUCGCAUCACGGAAGCAUCUGUGUCAAAGGUCAGCUUCAGAGGCGAUGUUGUUCCAGGGAAGCAUCCAGGAAUUCCCAGGGGUAAUACAAGGAGCAAUGAUUGAGCCAGAAAUGGAUCUGUAGCUGAGAAGUAGAAGUCAAGAAGAAGAGGAAGUUGAUUUUAUCCAGCAUCACCACAUCACUCAAGGCGUAAAAGAACCCAACACACUUAUCAAGAGGAAUACAUCAGCCCUUGGACUGGGAGUCCUGGACUGUGCUUGGCCCAAAAACAAAAAACGCGAGCGCUACAACUGGGGGAAGAGGCCACUCACGGAUCCAAGUUUUCAACCUCCUAACGGAUGCUGCAUGUUAUGUAUAACCCCAAAAUUACGAAUCCACCACACACCAUUCGUUGGUAUCUGUAACUCGCAGAGGAUGCAGAUAUCAAAAUGGUAUUUGUACGAGUAAUUACUAUGCUGUAGUUUAUGAUAUGCAACAUCACACUAUGUGGAGAAGUACGUUCCAAUGUACGUCGAAGGCAUGGGAACAUAAGGUCACUAAGAUUGGGAAUGGCAUUGGAACAUAAGGUCACAUAACAUAAGAACAUGAUUGAGAAAUAAAGCAUUGUGCUUCAAGAAACAAGAAGAAGAAGAGGAAGACUGAACAUGUGAUGUACAACGUUUCUCCAGUGAACACUUACAGGCACUAGUAAGUCUGCCAUGCAAGACACCUCAGAAGACGAAGGAACGACUGACACCCUCCUUCAAAACCAAAAUGAGGAAAUCUUUAUAGUGGAGUCCAAAGGCUUCACUUCCGGAAGGCUCUUCAGAAUCGCUGUAGCAGUGGCGAUUUUGGUUUUAGUGAUUGUUCUGGUCGCUGUUGUUGUUGUUAGUCUCGUUCAUCAUUCUGCCGCCAAUAGCGCCACCAACAAUACUACAGCUCCAGGAACAUUCAACUGGGCCUCCUACUAUGGAAACCACAUGGUUCUACAGCAGGGGCCACACAGGGCUGUACUCUGGGGGUAUGGAGAGGUGGGAGCUACUGUCAAUGUUAGCAUUGACACGUCUGUCAGUGUCUUCUCAAGCAUGGUUCACGAAGGUGAAAAUGGAAGGGGUGUUUGGAAGGUUGCGCUAGACCCCAUGCCACCAGGAGGGCCGUACCGAAUCCAGGGCGUCCAUGACACAAACGGAACAUUGCAGCGGAAUUUCCUUGAGGAUGUGAUGUUUGGAGAUGUGUGGGUGUGCAGCGGGCAGAGUAACAUGGAGUUCACUGUUAGUCAGGCAUUCAAUGCCCAGCAGGCCAUAGCAGAGGCAGCUAACUUUCCGAACAUCAGACUUUUCACCGUGGAAAGGAUGCAAUCAGACAAACCUCUGUACGACUUGGACAAGAUCCUACAGCACUGGUCUGUGGCUAGCUCUGACAGUGUUGGAGGUGCAGCCUGGAAGUACUUCUCUGCCGUGUGCUGGUUCUAUGGUAGAGAAUUGUACAACCACCUGGGCUACCCCAUCGGGCUGGUGGCCACUUCCUAUAGCGGGACACCUAUAGAGACAUGGUCACCACCUCAGGUGUUGGAGGACUGCAAUAUAACACACAACUACAGGGAAGAGUCAGAUGUGUUAGUAGAUGCAGGGUUGGUAGGCUGGCCCAGCGAACACUCAGUCCUGUGGAACGCCAUGAUUCACCCACUGCUGAAUAUGACAAUCAAGGGGGCCAUCUGGUACCAAGGAGAAUCCAACACCCGCCACCCUGACACCUACUCCUGUUCCUUCCCCGGGAUGAUUGACAGCUGGAGGAAGGAGUGGUACAUGGGGACCGGGGGACAGACAGACAGACACUUCCCUUUUGGAUUUGUGCAGAUAUCAACUGAGACACCGAAUGUGAUCAAAUUGGGCUACCCUGCCAUCAGAUGGCACCAGACAGCAGACUACGGCUAUGUCCCCAACCCAGCCAUGCCUAACGUCUUCAUGGCAGUGGCUGUGGACUUGGUGGACCCUGACUCACCUUUCGGCAGCAUCCAUCCUCGCUACAAAGAAGACGUUGCAAGCCGAUUGGUCCUUGGUGCUCGAGCUGUUGCGUAUAACGAGACCGAUGUGGUGUUCCAAGGCCCACAUCCUGUCAGUGUAGAUGUGGAUCCCGAGAGGAAGACUGUACGUAGGGAUUACCCCAAGUCGCAGAACAUCACUGUUAAAUCUAACGAUGGCUUUGAGGUGUGCUGCUCCCGAAACUUGUCCCAGUGUGACAUGACUUCGCAGGAGUGGUCCCCAGUCCCCAUCGUGGCCAGCACCUCCUAUUCCAUCACCCUGCAGCUUAGCCAGGACUGCUGGGAAGACGUCACAUACAUCCGCUACCUGUGGAAGCAGUGGCCUUGCGACUUUAAGCAGUGCGCCGUGUAUUCCGCAGAAAGCGGCUUACCAGAGGCGCCAUUCUUUGGUUGCAUACUGGAGCCAGACAAGAAGCCUCCUUGCUAGAAUGACCAAAUUUGUAAUUUAUUUACUGUUAAGAUUAAGUAUCUCCAAAUACAGUGGAAGGUAUGGCGGAACAGGUGUUUUUUGUUAGAAAAAGGCCACCAUUCCGAAAAUGUUACCUCCAUGAAACAUGAGGUGUUGUGAUGCAUCUUUUUUCCACCCUUGUAUGUUCCCAGACGUAUUUCUUACCUGCUAGGCACGUUGAGGUACUGAUACAAAGUUAGGCCAAAGGUCCCAGAAAAUACUAUCAAAGGUUGUCUCAUUUCCUGUUACAUGUAUGUGCUUGUCUGUUGCCUUAUGGGAGACUGUGAAAAAAUGCAUAGCAAGAAUCAGUAAUAAAUUUACAAUAAUGACAAAGUAUUGUGAUCAUACAAUUUUUUUUUCAUGGAGGUUUUCUGUGUUCCUUGUUUAUUAGUCUUGACAUAUUACAUGUUGACGUGCCUACAUUGCUGUUUGGUGAUGGCUUAUAUGGUUGACUAUGCAAUUGGAGCUGAAUUUUUUAAGUCUUGUUGAGAAGUACUAUCGCAAAAUGUUAUUAUUGUGUCCCAACAGCAACUUGUUAUGUUAUGACUUUGUCAUUGUAAGAUGUUUGGCAUUGUGGGAAAGUGUUUUCAAUUAGGGUAAUGUUGAUUUUAUGUGUCUCAAAUUUUGUAUACCUUUCUAUGACUGCAAACAACUAUACACAGUGUGUGAGAUAAUUAUCCAGGAUAUGCAAAAGUCAUAAAGUAAAACUUAAUGCAAUAUUUUUGUUUCAUGUAAUGAUACACUGGUAUUAAAGCUUCUCGUGUUUUGUGGUAAUUGCUGAAAUAAAAAGUUUUGAAAACUGAAAAACUGAAAG